This is a messenger RNA of Volvox carteri f. nagariensis, 6891 nucleotides long. RefSeq lists its product as uncharacterized. The coding region runs from base 1 to 6891 and encodes 2296 amino acids. The record is from RefSeq and is a predicted model, not a curated record. Lineage: Eukaryota; Viridiplantae; Chlorophyta; Chlorophyceae; Chlamydomonadales; Volvocaceae. Gene Ontology annotation, biological process: protein phosphorylation. The transcript has 33 exons. Gene Ontology annotation, molecular function: protein kinase activity; ATP binding.
AUGGGAGUAGAAUACUCGCCAGAUGAUCACAAGGCGAAAUUAGGGCACCUAAAGAUGGACCGGCAAAAUUUCCGACAUUUUUUGAAAAAUGCAACGCUCAUGUUAGCUUUCAGCAUUCUUCAAGCCGGUGCAAAUUCUCCACGACCCUGGGAACACUUCUGGGGUUUUAAUGCCCCUACAUGGCAUGAUGCCCAACCGCCAAACCCCUGCUACGAGUAUUACCGCACUACAUCCAUACUCGAGUGCUCCCAACAUAUCAGCGAGGCGUUGCCUGUUGUCGUGCGCAACUGCAUACUUGAUACUGGGCAAAACUCCGGUGUGUUGAUCCUCCAGCGCCACAACAACAACUCCUUCAGCUAUCGAAAGACUAAUGAGCAGGAACAGGACCAGCCGCAGUUGGGUGCGGCAAUAUAUAUGCUCCGCGUCGUCGGGCCUGAUGGCGUAUGGUUGUUGGAACCUACCUACUGCCAGCCCGACCUCGCAUGCGCGACUUACUCCUUCAUUGCGCCUGGACGCUACUCAGUUGAGGUGCUGAUGGUGUACACCAGCUUCUCUUUCUCCAACCCCGGAGCAGCUACACCCGUUACGGCGCCUUGGGUGGGUUACCUAACAUUCGAACUCGCCGAGACCGCCAAGGUCACAUACGGAAGAUCCAUACCCAGUCUGCGUCUAAUUUCGUGGACGACGACGCCUGACUACUCCGUAGUGCAGCAUAUCGAUGGCCACUCGGCGGCAGGAACAAGGAUAGCACUCCAGUUGCACCAGCGUAAGCGGAAGAAAGGAGAUUCGGAUGGCGACUCUCGGCCCAUGCUGCCACUGUGUGGUGGCACGGGCCGGCACCCGGGGCGGUGGCGUUUCGGAACCUGGCCAACACCCGAUGCAGCGCCAUUGCUACGUACCUGUAUUUGGGGGAACAGCGUGCCGCCACAGGACAACUGCAACAGUACUGCACGGUUGGCCCUGCGUGCCCAACCCCGCCCCGCAACACUCUACUGGCAGCCGUACGGCUGUCUUAUGGCUGACGUUGCUGGCCUGCUGGACGCCGCAGCAUCCGGGACGCUGCCGGUGAUGACGCCGCCGUUGCUCCCGGCCGGCAGCCUCAUAACGCAGGAGCGCUGCUUCCCUCCCAGCCGCCAUGUAUGCUUUGUAGGAGACUCGCACAUGCGCUACCUGCACAACAGCUUGGUGAUGUGGCUGAGCAAUUUCACGGUCACGAUAGACAAUAAGGUCAAAGACAUCCUGGAAUCAAACUGCACCACCCAUUUUACCGUCACUUGGGGUACCGAUUGGCCUCGUAGCCCAAGCCCCGGCCAGAACCCCGUCCUAACACGCAAUUGCACUGAUGUCGUGGCGAAUGUGGGACAUUGGGCUGCAUCGCAUCAAGCCGGCACCGCGCCACACAGUGCAGCCACUUACGUAUCGAGUGUCAUGAAUGUACGGCGACGGCUACUUGCCUUACAGCGCUCUAUGGAGAAACGCGGCCGCAGUGUUCGCCUGUUCUGGGUCACAUCAAGUCUGCCAUCGCUGCGGACGCACCUAGAGCUGGCUGGCAGGGACUGGCGUACGGAGCCUUACAUGCUGCUGUACAACCGGCUGGCUCUGGAUGUAAUGCGUGGCAAGUUAAAGAUGGACACGGAUGGAGCGACAAAUGUUGGUGAAGAACGGGCCGGCGGCGGCAGGGACAGCGACUACAGUGAUGGCGAGGAGUAUGGCAGUGGGAGCAGAAACCAGGAGGUGCAGCCCAUCCCUGUAAUUGACACUUGGAGUCCUUCUCGCAUACUCUCGGACACGACCCGGGAUGGUACCCACUUCGAAAACACGGGCCCGCUGUGCCGGCACUGGAAUGCAGCACCUGGAUUUACGGGACCGGUCGUUGUGAACAGGCGUCGUGGCAUACUGAAAGCUGCGUCAGAUAUUGCAAGAUCGGGCACUAGCAGAAGGGACAAGCUGCGUCGGCUUCCUCGAAGCCGGAAACCAAUAGGGUUGUCGGCCAUUUUGGCUGCGGCCAAGACAGGUGUCCUCGAGAACCGCACGUAUGUGGUAUCGCCUCCAGGAUUUGUUAAUGUAACAUCGGACCUUAGCAUAAGCGGGUCCAACAGUCCCUUCAACGGCGGGGCUACCAUCGUUGACCUCUCGGGGGUGCCGCAAGUGAACUUAACACGACCUAUUACUGUGUUCAACGGCGCAUCGCUGCGCCUGAGCAACCUAACACUCAGGGUCGCACCCUUGCCAAGUCCGUACGAUCGGCAAAUCUCUAUGCUGCAACACGUCAUCAAGUUGGUCGACGGCGGUCGGGCCUCGCUUGACAAUGUCUUAAUCGAGUCGUACAACUGUAGCUACCUGCAGGACUUCAUGCGCACACUCUGCACCCUCACAGGCUGGAAGUACAACACCACGGAGCUUCAAGUCCUUAACGGUGUCGUACUGUACGGCAAGGCGGGUAUGGUGCUAAGGGAGUCAGCUCCCGGCAGCGAUGCGGAGAUGGAGGUGAUGACAACCCUCACGAACUGUCGCCUGACAUGUCCGGGGGGUCUGCCCCCACCCUGGACCUGCAGCGCCACCUACACAAACGGCUCGAAGGACUUCCAAACGAAGAUUCAACAGCUCCUGCCCAACACCGCCGAAAUCCUCCUCCUGUCACUGGCAUCCAACGUGACUCUUGAUCCGGCGACUUGGCAGCCAGUGAACCUGGGCAACGUCGUGAUGGGACUGUUCGGCAACGAGGUUGGCCGCACGACAUGGCUGGACUUUGGUGGCAUCGCUGGCGCGUUUGUGGUACCGGUGUACAACAGGAAGUCCAACGCCGUGUGGAUUGAGUGGCUGGGGCUGCUGGGGUUGCCGUACUCGCCCACCUUUGAGUCGCCCCUGGACUUCCUCGGAAUGUGGAUGCAUGCCAUCCGCGUCAACCGGACUGUCCCUGCGGGUCGCGGGUCCUCCUCGCGGGUCUUCCAGCUGUACUGCGAUUACUGCACCAUCGUGGUGAGCGAUGACGAGUACAACUGGCUGAUGGCCAACCUGCCCAGCGCAAGGUUCACGACACCUAUGGACAAGCCAUGGCUGGUCUCCCUGUUCAAGACGCCGGUCCUCGGGGACUUCGCUGACAACGUAAUGCCCAGCAUCAGCUACCUGGAUGAUGCCGAGCAGGUUGUUCGCAUUGCGAGAAGCUACCUGUCCAAGUACAGCGUUAGUAAAGCUGCCGUGAGCUCCCUGGUUGGCAAGUGGCCCCUGGGCGCGGCUGAGCCGGCGGCCAUCCGGUCGACGUUCCCCUUGGGCCAGUUCUGGGUAGCGAACAGCUCCGAGCUGGGCCCUAUCAUGUCGGUGGCCAACUACAGCAAGGUCAUCGCGAGGUCCGACGGCCGCGGCCGUCCAUUCCUGAGCGCAAUGAUCGAGGACCCGUUGGCAGUUGGCGAGUUCGGGCGGCAGUUCGUGCCGCGGUCGUCCAGCAUCCGGAUCAUGGGACCCCCCUUCGAGCAAACCGGCCAGCUGGCGUUCUGGGAUAUGCAGGGCGUUACUGGGGAGCUCUUCGUGCCGGAUGCGUCUCAGUUGACAAUAGAGCGAUUAGUAUUGUACAACUUGGCACCCGGGGGAGCGCCCCCGUACGGUCGCGGCUUCACUUCGGGUGACAGCCUUCAGCGGCGGCUCGCGUACGGCACGGGGUGGCAGCCCACGGCUUCGGACGGCACCGCCACGCAGCUUCCGCCGCUGGGGGUGGCAGCUGCGAUGGCGAAUUUGACACUGCCCCUCUGGUACUUUGCCAAGCCAUUCAGGUACCGCCCAGCGGGGGACAGGGGCGGGCGGGGUGGGGGAAACAUGGGCGCGGACAGCCUGGCGACCUCUGGUGCCAUGCGCAUCUCCCUGUCCAAGUGCCUGCUGGUGGUUCCCCGUCCCGAGCUGGACCUCCUGCGGGAGCUGCUGGGUCAGGCAGGAAAGCUGCCCGCCACACCGGGGGUCCCCGCUGGCCAGAACAGCACCUCGCACAUGGCCGUCGGAAUAUCAAGCAGCAGCAGCAGCAGCAGCAGCAGGCGCCGGUUGGCGACGGAGCUGAGCAGCCCCCCUCAGGCCGCUGCGAUGAUGCCGGGUAGGGCAUAUGAGCAGCUGCAGGAGUUCGUCCGGAGUUCGGAGCCCCGUGUCAUUGCCCUCAGCAAUAGCAACACCGGGCAAUACUUUCCCCCCCGGAUGAGGUUCCCCCUCCUCACCUGCGAGGUGGUCUGGUACACCGGCGAUACGGUGUUCUUCGCCUCCCUGGUGUUCUGGCGGGUCAGCGGGGCCCAGGUCGCCGUGACAUACCGCCUACCGGAGGCCGCGCCAACACCCGCCCUUUUUUACGAUGUGACGUACGAUCCUGACAGCUAUCCGCCGCCAUCGCCUCCGCUUCCGCCGUCGCCCCGGGCUCAGCGCCCGCCGUUACCUGUAACAACGCUUCCGCCAACGCCACUCCUAUCGUCACCGUUGCAACCUGCGCCGUCACCCCCGGCGGCACCCACCGCCAACCCCGUUAACGUAAACAGCGGACUGCAGUUGGCGGCGUCCCAACCGCCUGGGGGCCCAUCGCGGUCGGGGACCUCCGUCGUCGGCAUCGCCGUUGGCGUUUCGGUGGGUGUGUCUGCUGCCGCCGCGGCCCUUGUGGGCCUCAUCCUCCUUGCGCGUCGUCGUCGGCGGGAGCGCUUUCACAGCGAGAGCAAGCAAGGUCUCUUUUAUGGCGGGGAGCGAGACAACGAAUGUAGGGACCCCUGGAGCGACAGCCGAGACCACAGCCUUGACAACGAGGACGGCCCCGCAGCACCCGCCGCCGCCGCCUCCUCAGCGCACCGUCAUGAACGCAGAAGCCAGGGCGGGAUUAAUGCCGCUAAUGUAAGGGCGGGCCAAGGCAAGGGCCUGCCCGAGUCCGGUACGACAACUGCCAGCCCGGGUGUCAGCAGCGGCACGCCUGCGACCGGGGAAGCCCCACCCGAUUCUCACAAGCAAGGGCUAGCGCGGCUGCAGGCGCAGGCGGCGGCGGCGCCGACACCCGCCGACACGAUGGCCGUACUGGCGGCGGCGGCGACGGCGGUCAGCAGCUCGCGUAGUGGGACGUACUUUAGCGCCAACAGCGGUCCCGGAGGGGACCCGGUGGGGGCCGGCGGUGCUGGCGGCCCGCCCAUGCCGUUUACAGCGCUGCCCCAGAUACAGCUUGUGGUUGUGGAGGACGAGAAGUUGUCGGGGGCUAGUGACGUCACGUCAACCGGAGAUGCCCCAUGUCAUCAGGAGGGCACGCAGCAGGUGACGGAGGCGGCGGAGGCACUGGGUGCCUUGAAGGACUGCGGCAGCACGCGCUCCCCCGCCUCGUGGGCGAACCCCCGGGGGUUGGGGCCUGUUACCGAGCCCACCGCCGCCUCAAGCAGCUGCACCUCGCUAAAGCUGGGGGCCAAGUCGCUGCUGCAGACGAUGGACAUCGAGUUAGCGCUGCAGGCCUACAGCAGCCGGUCCCAGGUGCAUGAGACCGAGGCCGCCAACUCCGCAGGGAACGUCCCCCAGCAAGGCUCUGCGCCCGCCCAGGCGCGUUCAGGUUCGGACCUGGCGUCGGCCAUUAGCAGCCUGCAGGCUGAGCUGUCCGGGCGGCAGGAGCAGCUGCGCAUCACCACGGUCCUGGGCAAGGGCUCCUUUGGCGUCGUGUAUUUGGGCACCUGGCGCGGAUUGCGGGUGGCGGUCAAGACGCUUGUGGUCCACGACGCGCUUCUGGGAGUGGAGGGUCGGCGGCGUCAGCGGGCUAUCCUGGAGGCCGCCAUCUCCACCUCCCUGCAGCACCCCAAUGUGGUGUCCACGUACGCCUUCGAGGUCAAGCCGCUAGGAGUGGUAGCAACACCGCACACCGCGCAGAGCAAGGGCCAAGGGGGUGGGGGGCAGGCGCAACCCGCCGCUGCACACGGUACCUCGGCUGCACCGGGCGAGCGCAGCGUGUGGGAGAGCGGCGGCGAUGUGUACAAGUUGUACAUCAUCCAGGAGUACUGCGAUGUGGGCACCUUGAGAGAUGCUCUGAGUGAGGUGCUCACGCUCUGUCCUGGUCAGGGCGCGGCUGUCUUUAACGUCUCAGGUGCCGGAGUGGUGGGCAGCGUGAUGUCGGGCGGCGCCGCGGCGCUGUGUGCCCUGACCCUGGCGCUGGACGUGGCGUGUGGCAUGUGCCACAUACACGCCAAGAACAUCGUGCACGGGGACCUAUCCUCAGCCAACAUCUUGCUAACCAGCCUUAAGGGCGCAGCUAUCCUAGGAGGCGGCCACGAUGGCCAGGUUGGGGGGCCCAACGACAUGUUCGGUAACCUGGCCAGCGCUAUGAUGAUGGGGCGCACACAGGGCGCCAGGAACCUCGCGGCGCAGGUGUCGCGGCUUCGGGGCCUGUGGCGGCCCCCCGUGGUGGCUAAGGUGGCGGAUUUCGGACUCAGCGUGCGCAUGGGCGAGGGUCAGACACACGCCAGCAACAAAUUCCAGGGGACACCACUUUACAGUGCGCCUGAGGUACUUGCUCGAGGUCAUCUGACCAAGGCAGCGGACGUGUUCAGUUACGGUGUGGUGCUGUUGGAGUUCUUCUACGGCAUGAGCAUUGCAGAGGUGAAGGCCCGCCGAACCGCCGAACCGUCAGACGCGGCCGCUACUGCCAGCAUUGCGGGUGGCAGGUUCGGUGUUGCCAUCCCCGCCAGCGCACCCCGGCAUCUGCGCUACUUGAUGCUGGCGUGCAUCUCUGGGGAGCCCGGUCUGAGGCCGACCUUUGAACAGGUUGUCGAUUCCCUGGUGGACCUGCUGCUGGGGCAGCAUGUGGAGCUGCAGCAGAUGGAGGUCGCCAGGAGUUGCCAUCUGUUUUGCAUCUAUCUGCUCUUGCAUCUUAGUGCAGACUCUCGCAGAGUCUUUCGCGUGGCAUAG